AUUUUUAUUUUUGAUCAAUUUUAAUAGAAUGAGUAGUCAAAGUAUAACAUCAAAUGAUAUUGGCCGUAAAAAUCCGUCAAAUAUUAACAUUGAUAAAAAAUUGGAAGAAUCAUCAUUUCAGGAUUUAAAACUAGAAAUAACUGUAUUGAUAAAAUUAUUGUCAGCUAGUGGUAAUGAUGAUGCAGAUGAUGAUUUAGAAACAUUGGCCAAAAUUACUCGACAUAUUGAUACGGCUACUGGAUUUGAUCGAAUUCCUGAUAUAUUAAAAGUAUUAAUGUUAUUUGAGACUGAUUUGAAACGACUCUAUGAAAAUAAAUCUAAUGAACGUGUAAAACAGAUUUUGGCCGAUAUUAUAUCGUAUACAUGUACGGGACGUUGUGCCGAAAUCAAAGGUCAAAUUGUUAAAUACUAUAUGCUUGGUUCGAAAAAUUUGAUUACUCGAUAUGGAAUGUCAUACGUACGAAAUCUAUCGAAAGAUCUAAUUGAAUUAUGGAAAAAUUCAUCCAGUGAUGAUAAGAAAACGUUUUCGAAUUUGAUACAAGAAUGUGCCAUGUAUUUCAUGAAACAAAAUUCCGAAAUCGAAGCUUGUGAUCUGUUGCUAGAAGUUGAACAGUUAACAAUGCUGGAAACCAUCAUUCAUGGCGUUGAUCUAUGUGAAAAAGUUUGUCAAUAUCUGAUAGCCAGUAGCUUAUAUGUUGAUGAAACCGAAAGUCAAAACAUUUUGUACGCAGCAUUAUCAUUGUAUUUGGAUCAUAAAUUAUACAUCGAUGCUUUGUUCGUUGCCAUACAAUUGCAGAGCAAAGCAAUCGUUGUAAAGAUUUUUCUCUUAUGUUCUGAUUCACUUAUACGUCGGCAAAUGGCUUUAAUUUUGGCCAGACAUAAUAUUUCAUUUAUUAAUGAUGAUGAAUUUUCUCAUCGAUUGCGAAAUUUUAUCGAAAAUGAUCAACUUUUGUUAGAUGCAUUAUCGAAUCAUCGACUAAGUCAGGAAUUUUUAUUGGUUGCUAAACAAUUGGAUCUACUUAAACCGAAAGUUCCUCAUGAGAUUGUCCAUAAGAAUAGUAGUAGACGAAAUCGCCGAAAAAGAGUAUUACUUCCAACAUAUAGCAAACAAUCAGUUCUUGCAACUUCAUUUAUGAAUUGUUUUAUUAAUGCUGCUUUCGGUACUGAUAAACUAGUUUUUGGUGGACCUGAUUGGAUUGGUCGUCAUAAAGAUUUGUGUAGAAUGACGGCAACAGCUACGAUAGGUAUCUUAUGUUUAUGGGAUAUGCAAAAUGGUCCACUAAAAGUAGAUCGAUUUUUACGAAUCAGAGAUGAAAAUAUCAAAGCGGGCGCAUUGAUGGCAUUCGGUUUGAUCAGCACAUCAAUCAAAUCUGAUCAUGAACCUGCAUAUCAAUUGCUUAAGGAUUAUAUCACGAAUCGUUCACAAUCGAUUCGUAUCGGUUCGAUUGUAGGAUUGGCUAUGGCAUAUUUAGGCACUAAUCAUGGUGAUGUGAUCAAUUCAGUUUUAGAACCAAUUGUGGGCAGAUCAUGUGAACGUAUUCGUCAAAAACAACACCCUUUGGAAUUGAGUGCAUUAGCUUGUGGCUUAAUUGCACAUUCCACUGGCAAUAUGACGAUCAUUAAUCGUUUGGUUAAAAUAUUAGAUAGAAAUAGCGACAACAUGAAACUAUCCGAUUCGAAUACACGAGAUUUGAUUCACGCAAUUGGCCUGGUGGCCAUGUUCCAUAGAGAGGAUCUGCCAACGUAUAUUGAUUUAAUCAAUAAACGAUUUGAUAAACCGAGGGCAGAAAGGUCGAAUACAUCCACAGUAGAAUCCACAUCAACAACAUCGACAAGAUUAAGUUUGAAAAAAUAUUUAUUACUUUGUGUUGAAAUUUGUGCUUACACUGGAUCAUCAAAUAUUUUAAAAAUUCAAAAAUUAAUUUGUAAUUGUAGUCCUAUUAUAACUGAUGAAUUGAAGAAAAAACCAGAAGAACCUAAUGAUGAUGAAAGCAAAAAAGACAAAGAGAAAAAUGAUAAAAAAGAUAAAAAAGAUGAUUUACCUCCCGUUACUGAUGAUGAAUUGAUUCAAUUGUUAUCCAUCAUCGGUAUUGGCCUAAUUUCUAUCAGCGAUCAGCUAAAUUCUGAAAUGGUCUUUCAUACGUUUAUACGAUUUUUGAAACUUGGUAGCGUUCGUAUUAAAGCAUCGGUUAUCAUAGCGAUUGCAUUGACACAUUUAUCUGAUCCAAAGAUGCAUGUGAUCGAUCUUCUUUAUAAGUAUUGUCAUUUUACUGAUGAAAUUAUUGCUAUCAAUGCAAUCUUAGCAUUGGGAUUUGUAUGUGCCGGAACUAAUCAUGCACGAGUAUCUCGAAUGUUGACCGAGCUAGAUGGUGCUAAUCGUGAUAAAGUAAAUCGUUUAUUUGUCAUCAAAGUGUCUCAAGGUCUGCUUUAUUUGGGCAAAGGACUUUUAACAUUAUCACCACAGAUGGAAACAUUAAAAUUAUUAAGACAAAGUUCAUUGGCAUCAAUUAUGCCUAUCAUGUUUCGUUUGUUUGUUGAUCCUGUGAAUGAUUUGAUCCAACAACAUCAUUACUAUCUUCUAUUUAUAGCCGGUUCUAUUCGUCCAAAAUUACUAGUCACAUUGAACACCGAAAUGAAUUCGAUUCCUUUACCUGUUCGUGUUGGCCAAGCAUUAGAUACGAUUGGUGUUGCCGGAUGGAAACCACGCGCUAUAACGGCAUUCGGUUUAUCUACAACGCCUGUUGUUCUUAAUCAAAACGAGAGGGCAGAAUUGGCAACAGAAUCAUAUAAACCUUUAAGUAAUAAUUUAGAAGGAUUCGUAAUAGUCGAGAAAAAUACCGAUGAAGAUGAUCAUCAUGAAGAAAAAGAUAUUCAAUGAAUUUGAUUAAAAUUUAUUUUUUUAAACA
This is a messenger RNA of Dermatophagoides pteronyssinus (European house dust mite), 2906 nucleotides long. RefSeq names its product 26S proteasome non-ATPase regulatory subunit 2-like. The record is from RefSeq and is a predicted model, not a curated record. Gene Ontology annotation, cellular component: nucleus; proteasome storage granule; proteasome regulatory particle, base subcomplex. Gene Ontology annotation, biological process: proteasome-mediated ubiquitin-dependent protein catabolic process. NCBI's taxonomy places the organism in Eukaryota, Metazoa, Arthropoda, Arachnida, Sarcoptiformes, Pyroglyphidae.